Messenger RNA from Anolis carolinensis (green anole), 3105 nucleotides. RefSeq names its product diphthamide biosynthesis 7 (gene dph7). The coding region runs from base 287 to 1861 and encodes 524 amino acids. Gene Ontology annotation, cellular component: cytoplasm. Gene Ontology annotation, biological process: protein histidyl modification to diphthamide. Gene Ontology annotation, molecular function: diphthine methylesterase activity; protein binding. The transcript has 11 exons. Lineage: Eukaryota; Metazoa; Chordata; Lepidosauria; Squamata; Anolidae. The record is from RefSeq and is a predicted model, not a curated record.
AGGCUUCUGGGAGUCGGAGUCCGGAAAAACGGUAGCCAAGAUGGCGGCGCUGGUUGUGGGCGGGGAAGGACGCGCGGGAGGAGCCUUCGCUUCUUCAUUCAGGUCGCCUCAGGCCGAGGGAGGGAAGCCGAGGAGGAGCGGAGCCUGAAGGCCCCGAGGCGGGAAAGGGAACUACGCGAGCCCGAGGCUUUUGCCUGCGUGUAGGCCUCGCUUGGCUCCUCUUCCCUUUUAAGAUUGCCUUCCCACCUGAACCGUUUGAAGAUGAUCAAGAUGGCAAUGCUGUGACAUGGCUGCCCAGUGCAAGACGCAAACCCUGCAGGUGGUGGACACCGAAUACAGUGCGGACGCAGUGGAGUGGUGCCCGGUCGAAGGCUGGCAUGGCCUCCUCGCAUGCGGCACCUACCAGCUGAAGAAGCCAUCCAGCCAGCCUGGAGAGAACCCUGACGAAAGCAAUGAGCCCCACGUACGUCUGGGCCGGCUUUACCUCUAUCUCUUUGAAGAGCAACCUUUUGCGCCUCUGACCGAGAUCCAAAGGCUAGAGACAGCGGCUGUGCUGGACAUCAAAUGGUGCCACACUCCUAUCGCUGAGCAUCCUGUCCUGGGCAUUGCGAACGCCAAGGGGGCGGUGGAGCUCUCCCGCUUGACAGGAAAUGAGAAAAAGAGCUGCAGACUGGAAGCGCUGUGCAACACAAACCUGGGAGACGAAUGCCUGGCUUUGUCUCUGGAUUGGUCCACAGGACGGGAGCGACGUGACUGUCCUUUGCAGCUGGUCAGCAGCGAUUCCAAAGGGAGGCUGAGCUUGCUCUCUGUCAACGAAUCUGCCCCGGCUUUGCGCAUUGUGGAGCAAUGGAAGGCGCAUGACUUUGAGGCCUGGAUUGCCGCAUUUAACUACUGGAACACAUGCAUUGUAUACUCAGGAGGAGACGAUUGCAAGUUGCGAGGCUGGGAUACCCGAAGUAAUCCCAAGACUCCUAUCUUCAGUAGUGAGAGGCAUUCGAUGGGUGUGUGCAGCAUUCAGUGUCACCCGCUUGUGGAGAACCUGCUGGCCACUGGGAGCUAUGAUGAGCAUGUUCUCUUAUGGGACACCCGGAAUAUGAAGCAGCCGUUGGCAGGCACCCAUGUACAGGGCGGCGUGUGGAGGUUAAAAUGGCACCCAAAACGGGAGCAUUUGCUGCUGGCGGCCUGCAUGCACAAUGGCUUCAAAAUCCUCGAUUGUCAAGGCACUAUGGGAGCAACCGGAGUUGCUUCUGGAGUGAGAGAAUUGGCCGUCUGCAAGGACGUUACCCAGGGGAUGCCCGGAUGUUUUGAUGUUUUACCAUCCUUUUGGGAGGCUUCUCUCAUGUCCCCGCAUGGAGCUGGAGCUGAUAGAGAGAGCUCAUCCACGCUCUCCCUGGGUGGGAUUCGAACCUGGCAGCUUUCAGGGGAGAACAAAGAGAAAUGCACCAUUCUUUCAUCUUACAUCUUGCACAAUUCCUUGGCUUACGGUGCCGACUGGUCGAGGCUCCUCCUGCGCGAUCCCUCGGUGCUGCCUGCCCCAACGCCGGCGGCGCAUCCGGAUCAAGGAGACGGGGCUGUGGAUCUGAGAGUCCAAAACCUCAAGAUCGUGUACGAAUCGCCCACCGCCACUUUCGACGUGUUGCUGGAGGAGGAGGAACAUCCCCCUGCGUCCUCGGCCCAAGCGGAAGGAAGCGGCGACGCAGAGGGGUCGAGCGUGGAUGGAAACGUGUGCGGUGCCAAAGCGCGGGUGGAAACGGAGCCCACACAGGCCUGUAAAGAGACCAGCCUCCUGGCAACGUGUUCCUUUUACGACAACAUGCUCCACGUGUGGAAAUGGGAGACUAGUCAGGCUAGUCGGCAUUGAUUUAGGUGGCCACCAACCUGCCUUUCUUCUUUAAGCAUUGGACAGAAAGGUAGGUGCUGGCAUCAAUGCCGUCAUCCCAUGUCCUAGGUUUCCAGCUUUACUCCAGAUUGCCCUUUGUGGCUCUGAGAGCUUUGAAAACUGCUCAGGUAUUUCAGGGAAGGUAUUGCUUCCCCCUUCCUUUGCCUGCUCUUCCUUGCUGCAGACUGGGUUUUUUAUUCCAUGAUGUCCUGUACGGACAAUUAUAUUAUCCCAUUGAUUAUUCUUGUAUCCCAUCGAUGUAAAUCUUUUUAUUCCUCUUUUGUCCUAUCUAAGGACCAGUCUUAUCGCCCUUACAGACAUGCCCUAUAUCCCAGGAUCUGAUUCCAGGUUUUCGGCUUUAAAUUGGAUUAUAGCAGUCCGCACUGCCAGAUAAUCUGGGAUAACCAGAAAACCUGGGAUCAGAGCCUCUCUGGAAGGGCCCUUAGCAUUUUUAUUCCAGCAAGGAAGACCCUCCUUAUUCGUAGUUCCAUUUGGAGGACAUACCUUUUCAUAGUUUCCUUUUUUCCCCCCAAAACACCAGCUUAAAAUAAUUUAGGCUGCAGGGUUUACAAUGGGCAUCACUUUUAAACAGCCGCUGAAUGGCUAGUUUGUGUCGUUGAAGGCUUUCAUGGCCGGAAUCACAGGGUUAUUGUGUGUUUUCCGGGCUGUAUGGCCAUGUUCCAGAAGUAUUCUCUCCUGACAUUUCGCCCACAUCUAUAGCAGGCAUCCUCAGAGGUUGUAAGAUAUAUACCUCACAACCUCUGUGGAUGCCUGCCAUAGAUGUGGGCGAAAUGUCAGGAGAGAAUACUUCUGGAACAUGGUCAUACAGCCCGGAAAACACACAUCAACCCAAUGGGUAGUUUACUUAUAGCUCCAGCGAGGAAAGAAAGGAUCAAAUACACAGAGAAUGUCUGCUGCUAUUUUAUAGUCUGCCUCUUCAGGAAGCCUCUAUAAGAUUGCUUUUAAUUCAAGCCAGCUUUGUUUAUUAGCAAGAAGCAGUUUUGACGCUCUUCUCGCUUUCAUAUCACUCAAUGAAAGAUCACCAGCAACAUUCAGUAUUGGGAAGGAGGAUAUUUUUCCUGAAACCCAGGUGCAAAAUUCCUCAGUGCUGCAAAAGUCCUUGCAGCCGGAGGCUUGGCAAUGCCAUUUUAGGGCACUGAUGUACAGAUACGCACAUUGGCAUUGUAAACAAGAUGUUUAAUUAAAAAGUUUUGACCUUUCUAAAA